Poecilia latipinna (sailfin molly) is the source of this 949-nucleotide messenger RNA. It is a transcript of the gene ndufaf4, whose product is annotated as NADH:ubiquinone oxidoreductase complex assembly factor 4. Gene Ontology annotation, cellular component: mitochondrion. NCBI's taxonomy places the organism in Eukaryota, Metazoa, Chordata, Actinopteri, Cyprinodontiformes, Poeciliidae. Bases 44 to 589 code for a protein of 181 amino acids. The transcript is spliced from 3 exons. Gene Ontology annotation, biological process: mitochondrial respiratory chain complex I assembly. The record is from RefSeq and is a predicted model, not a curated record.
GGAGGAGGAGGAGGAAGAAGAAGGGUUUUGGGACACAACCAGCAUGGGUGCUCGACUCGCGCGGAUGUUCCGAAACUAUAAUGUGGAGAACCGCGCGCUGCGAGAAAUCUCCAAAGAGAAGCCGAGGUCAGCACCCCGGCACGCGACCACAGCGACGCCGUCCGCCGUUAGCUCCGAGGCCUCGGAGUCGGUGAUGAAGAAGAAUGAGUCGUUAUUGGAACAUCUCAGGUCUGUGUAUGUCGAGUCCACGGAUCCAACAGUCGGCGGAAAAACAACUCCAGAGUUUUCGGGGAAUGCGUCUGCAGGUAAAGAAGCAGACCGGAGGCCCCUCAGAGUCCGUUUACCAGGAAGCGCGUUCAGCCUGCCAGAGCUCGCAGAUGUUCCUAAAGGGAAGCUAACCCUUGCCGAGGCUCUCAAGGCUCUCGGCAGCCACCAGCACCAGCCUCGGACCUGGUCGGCGGAAAAGAUUGCUCAGGAAUAUUGCUUGGAAUUAAAAGACACAAAAUCUGUGCUUGAAUUCUUUAUCCCUUUCAAGGUUGAGAUCAUCCCUCCAAGGAGUAGAACUUCCAAGCAAAUAAAGGCUUCCUAAGAAUGGAGAAGCUUUUACCUCACUUAUUUAUGUUCUGUAAUGUUAUAGUGGGAAAGGAUGUAGCUUUUCCAUGAUUUAAGUGAUGUUUAGAACAUUUUUCUUAUGAAUAGAUGAAAAAAACAGAUAUUAAUCACAGUGAUCUGAUCAAGAAAAGUCCAUGAAGACAUUCUCUUCUGUUGAUUGUUCAAAACAAAGUGUUUUUUGGUUGUUGUUUUUACAGUGCAGACCUGCAGAUUUUUAUUUCUAUUUACAAAUCAUAAAUGACAAAGUACCUUGCACUCUUUGUGCAUUCAUUUUUAAAUUUAACUCAAAAGAAGUAGAAUUAGAUGGAUUUAUUAUUUGCCAAAUGAUAAAUGUUAU